Eimeria tenella is the source of this 1851-nucleotide messenger RNA. RefSeq lists its product as uncharacterized. NCBI's taxonomy places the organism in Eukaryota, Apicomplexa, Conoidasida, Eucoccidiorida, Eimeriidae. The coding region runs from base 1 to 1851 and encodes 616 amino acids. The transcript is spliced from 3 exons. The record is from RefSeq and is a predicted model, not a curated record.
AUGCCGAUUGGUUUCACCUUGGUCAACAAGCUGACUCCCGAAGAGGGCCGCGAUGCCAACUUAGAUAUUACUGGGCAGUUCUGUGUAAGUUGCGACAACAUAUUCCCGAUCUGGAGGCCAAGCGAAACCGACUACGACCUUCAUGAAGACGAUUCAGCAGCUUAUGCGCAGCAACGAAUUGACGCCUGUAGCACAUUCGACGUGUUCACCUUAUCUGGAGCAAGUUUAUCUGAGGCCUCCAGAAUCGCUCAAAAAUUGGCGCUACUGACUCAGACGCUUUUUAAAGUAUGGCUGGAGUCACUGGUGGUGGACUUAGUCAAGGGGUGGAACGGCAAAUUGUAUUUCCUGCAGGUGCGUUUGUGGGACUGUCAGGCAGGUUCCCUUUUCAGCAUUCCAACGUUCAAACUGCAAGUCAAAUCCUUCACCUUAAGAAAGUCUGGACCUCUUGUUGAUUCUGUUUUAAAAGUGGAUGCAGCCAGGAGAGACACAGACGAUGAGCCUCCUGAUGAGGCCUUGAAAGCUAGUGCCGCCCUACUCCGGAAGCAGCAAGCCUCCUUAGCUCAACCAUCUGUGUGCGCGAUGUGUGGACUAAGUCGGAGCAAGAAAUCUUUGAACCGCAUGCUGAAUCACCGAAUGAUGCUGGAGGCUCAGCACCAUAUGCGCAAAAGGGGUGUAGAAAUACUGUUCUUCCAUCAGGCUAGGAAGCAACAGCUGUCAGCAGAGUCUCCCGUCUGUGGUACGUGCUACUCUCUCUACUUGGCCGAAAAGGAGCUCAUUCAGCUUGAGGCAGAAAUGGCCAGGGAAACUGGCCAGCAUAUCAGCGCUGAUGCUGGGAAGCUCUGUUUUGUUACUGGCAUACUAGACGCGAUUCAGGGCAGCUUUCUUAUGAAUGACCCCGACCUACUGGAGUUGCUCCAAGCGUUCGAAAACUCGUGUCAAAAUACGCAUUGGCCAAGUUCCACAGUCGGGUCUGCUGAUGGACUCUCCGACGGCGCUUCAGAAGUUGCAGAAGACGACAGCAUUCUCGUAGCUUUGGGCGACAAGGGAAGCGAUGAGGCCGAUACACAUGCUGCAGGGAGACAGUACUCAGACACCUCGCUGACAAAAGAUGCUCAAGGAGCGUUGAUAACGUUCCGUGGAGGCGAAGCCAUCCAGUCAGCGCCACGUUCUCAGCCGUACGACAUUGCUUUGCCCGCCGCACUGCAUCAGUGGCGCCUCAUGCUGUUCCUGGAUUCGCUUCAGGAUCCUCCCGCCUCUUCUUGCAUGGAAAAACCAAACUCAUACUUGCUGCAGCUUGGGCUUUUUGGUAGCACAUCCCCUGUGGUGUUGCCUGUCCCCGAUGAGCGGGGACUUGUGCGUAUUCGCCGCAUGCUGAUAUUCUACCUUUUUUCAAAAAAGCCAACAGUCACACAAAUAUUCAAGGAAGACUUGCACUUCUCAUUACGUCCUGGAGUCAGUUCCUGCCUCAACCAGCGAACAGGCAAGUUGAGGGUUCAAUCAGCUGGAUACCCAAGGUCAUAUGCGUUAAAUCCAAACGCGAAACCCCGAAGGUCUUUCUCUGGCGAUUCAGAAUAUGCGGAGCAAGCCGUUGCAGUGGGCAGCUGCUCGCUAGGUCGCUUGGCCGGAAAACGGAGCGUUAAGAACCAAACUUGUGUUCUGCUCUUCGAAGGCAGCACUGGCCGGUGUAGGCUGCGCAUUACCCUAGGUUUGCACCGGGAUAUGCAAAUUCCAACUCAGUACGUUUCAGUCAUUCCGUACCACGAUGCCUUCUUAUCCCAAGCUCCAUAUUGUUGCUCCUGCCCCCUUCCAACGGAGUGGCUGGACUGCUUCGUGACGGCCCCAAACUCUUGA